This is a messenger RNA of Maniola jurtina (meadow brown), 2995 nucleotides long. RefSeq lists its product as uncharacterized. The transcript has a single exon. Lineage: Eukaryota; Metazoa; Arthropoda; Insecta; Lepidoptera; Nymphalidae. The coding region runs from base 87 to 1058 and encodes 323 amino acids. The record is from RefSeq and is a predicted model, not a curated record.
CGACUAACGGUCGCACGUAACGCACGCACGCUCGUUAAGCGAUCACAUACAUAUUUCUCAUAGUACCUACUUAGUACCUAACUACAAUGCAGUCUAAGUGUGAUGUGUGUAAAAGAACGGUUACAAAAUCACUACCGGGAUUAGAAUGCAGUAAGUGUGACAGAGUUGUGCAUCUUAACACCAGAUGCAGUGGUUUGACUGGUAAGCAAAUCGCCGCCCUCAAAGCGGCCACCAGCUUAGAGUGGACUUGCCUUGAAUGCCAGCGGGAAUCACCAAGACGCAAUUCAUCAAUCAUUAUUCCGGAAGAAGACGACGAAGACGACAACACACCUGUUCAAAUCGACGCAAAGAAGCUGUUGAGCAACAUUUCCAAGGAAAUUGAAAAGGCGAUUAAAAGUGAGAUGCGUGAACUUAAUGAGGCAUUGCAGUUUCAUAGUGGAAAGCUAGACGAAGUCGUGGAGUGUAUGGACGCAUUCAAACAAACUAUUAAAGCACUCGAAAGGAAGAAUGUGGAGCUAACGAAUAAAAAUAAUAACCUAGAAACUCGUAUCGGAGCCCUCGAGCAACGAUUACAAGAAAUCGAGCAAGAAAAGCUUAUAAAUUCAGUGGAAAUUGCAAAUGUACCAUACCAGAGCACAGAAGCGGACAGUAAAAUAUUGGAAAAGGUGGCCCUGAAACUCCAACUACCCAUUGGAGGUAUAAAAAGCUCACGAAGACUCCAAGGGAAGAAAGAACAACCGCCGAACAUUAGAGUGGAAUUACAAGACGAAAGUACUCAAGAACAAUGGAUUACGGCUGCUAAAAGCAUCAAAACUAUGGUAGUGGACCUUUGCCCCUCCGAGAAAAAUAAUAAGGAUAUAGUUUACAUCAGUGAAGCAAUGACGAAAACCAACAAGACCUUACUGUGGAAGGCUAAGCAAGAACUAAAGAUUAACCAGAAAUUCAAGUACGUAUGGUUUAAAAAAGGAUUCGUAAAGGCACGCAAAGACGACGGUUCAAAAACCUAUAUUUUACGAACCAUGGCGGAUGUAAACGCCCUACUAAAGAACAAAACGUAAGGCAUUAUUUGAUACCUGCGUUAUAUACCUGCCUUUUAAUAUGGACAGUUCACUAGACGAAAUUUACGAAUUAUCGGACUGUAUAAAUAUUAAUGACUUUUUAAAUAAUAUCUCUAAUAUUAAUAUAAACUUAUUGUGUGUACAUUUCAACAUUAGAUCUCUUAUAAAAAACUUCGCCACGCUAGAACAGUGUAUACUUACUUCGAAUAAAUGUAUUGACGUAGUUAUCCUCACCGAAGCUAAUAUAUCUGAUAAAAUAAGUUGCCUUUAUCAUAUAAAUGGCUAUCAAAUGUUCACAGCUCUAAGAAAGUCAAGAAGGGGCGGUGGCAUUAUCGUUUAUGUACGUAAUAAAAACAAAUGUAGCAUAAAAAAUAUUAGAACAACCUACUUCGAAAAUAUAUUAUUUACAAUAACCACCCCUUCUAACUACACUGCGAACAUUUGUGCUAUUUACCGUCCUCCUAAUACAAGUAAAAACCUAUUUAUCGACGAACUCUUUACCACUAUUGAUAAAUUCGCAAAAACCACAGAUUUUUACUUUCUAGGAGAUAUUAACAUAAAUCUGAGACUAGACAACCCUAUAAAACAUAAAUACAGUAACAUGCUGCACAGCCUAGGCCUUAUGUGCGGGAUCACUGCACAUACUAGGAUUGAAUUAUGUAAUGGCAAAAUAAGCAAAUCGUGUAUAGAUCACAUUUAUGCUCGAUCCCGCACACAAGACCUGUAUACGGCGGCGAUCGGUACGACACUGGCUGACCACCGGGCGGUGAUACUCGCUUGCCUCGGCGCUCGAACACAGGAUGUUCCGAAAUACAGAACUUGUCUUAACAACCAAAAGUUAUUCUCAUCAUUAGAACAGAUAGAUUGGGGGCCUACAAAUAACAUGACGUGUCCAAUAUCUAUAUAUAAUUACCUAAAGACUAGACUUACGGAAUGCUACAAAAAAUCUGAAUAUAAAAUAAAAAUAAAACCUAACAACGUACGAAGUCAAAACAUAUGGAUCAAUAAAAAAAUUAUACAAGCAUGUGAGUAUAGGGAUGAUUUGUUCUUAAAAUGGAUAAAAAACACGAAUGAUCUAAUCGCAAAACAAAAAUACAAUAAAGCCCGAAACUACGCCAAUAUGUUAAUUCAAAAAACUAAAAAUAAAACCACAAAGUCGGACAUUAUCGCAAACAAAAAUAACCCUAAAAAUCUAUGGAAUAUAUUGAAUAGGCUAACUGGCAAAAUGAAGUCUUCAAUAGACGAAAUACUGCAAAGUACUUUUGGUGGUCAUUGCAAAGAUAUUGCAAACAAUUUUGCGGAUACGUUUAACAAUAGUGUCAAACGGAUAAUUCCUAAAUGCUCCGAACCAUUGCUCGACAAUUCAACAUAUAGCUCUUCAGCAAAUGUCACCAUGCGCUUUAAGCCUGCAGAUCCCAAAUCAGUAGAAAAAAUAAUCAAAUCUCUAAACAGUAAUAAAGCACCAGGAGUAGAUCGAAUAAGAGCUAUUGACAUAAAAAUGCUAUGUGGAAAAAUUAAAGCAACCCUAUCGAACCUGAUAAAUGCAAGCGUAAUUACAGGUAAGUAUCCUACUGAACUAAAAACUGGCAUUGUAAGACCAAUACAUAAAAAAGGCAGUAGGCUCGAUUGUGAUAAUUAUAGACCGAUAACGAUAUUACCUACGGUUGACAAAAUCGUCGAAAAAUACAUUAGUAAUCAAAUACACAAUUUUUAUGAUAGCAAUGACAUACUAACAAACAAUCAAUAUGGAUUCCAACCACGUAAGAACACUACUCAAUUGCUUUCAGCAUUCACAGAUAGUGUAUACAAACAUAUCGACAGUAAAAAGCAUAUUUUGGCCGUAUUCAUUGACUACAGCAAGGCUUUUGACACACUAAGACAUAAUAAACUGUUGCAAACCUUAGAGGACAGCGGAAUUAGAGGUAAGCUACUCACAU